UCGCCGCUCCCGCUCGCCGGCCGGCCGGUGCGCGCCGCACGCCAGUUCUGUUCGAAGCCGCGUCCGCUGCAGUCGUUCGCCGCGUCCGCUCGCACCAACUUUACGACCGCGCACGGAUCUUCCUUUGUCCCGAUCUUCGAGGAUCGAGCCCCCGUAUUAUGUUUCAGCGCGAGACCCGCGACCAGCCCCGGCCUUCUGAGGAGCCGGACCGCGCGCAGCGUGUGGAAUCGCGUCGAAAUUCGUUCAGCUCUCCCAAGUUUUGUGACGGUUACCCCGCGAAACGCGUUCGCCGGGCGAUUUGAACAGUGUUUUAGAGAUUUUUGUGGAACUGAGUGACCGCGCCGAGGCGUGAACUGUGAGUGAAGAUGUCGACGGGCAAGAGGCUCGCGAAGAGGUCGAUCAUAGGGACGCGCGUGGCCGCGCCGGUGGAGGACGGGCUGUACCUGUCGGGCACCAUCCAGGCGGUGAAGACGCCGUCCGCCUUCCCGGAGAACAACAACUGCAUCAACCUGACGCCGGCCACGCGCUACACGGUGCGGCUGGAGGGCGUGAAGGGCGCGCGCGAGUACCGCUCGGCCGAGCUCAUCGGGCCCGGCUUCCGCUCGCUGGCGGGCGUGCGCCUGCGCCCCCCGCAGCGCGUGUUCCUCACGCACAACGGCCGCGAGGUGUGCGCCGAGGUGCUGCAGCACGACGCCGCCGCCGACAUGCUGCGCGUGCGCGUGCUGGCGCCCCACGCCGAUGCACCAAUAGAACUGAAGAAGAGACUGGAUGAGAUAAGACUGCUGGAGUCGCGCAAAUCUGCCCGCCUGGCGGACUCUGACACGGACUUCGCGCGGCUGGCGGACAUGGCGGGCGACCGCCGCCGCGCCUCCGCCACCAUCGAGGUGCCCGCGCACCACAUGCAGGGGUCCCGCAAGCGCCGGCCCAGCAGCUCGGGAGACCUCGGCUACGGAGAGAGGGACGACAUGAUGAACGAGUGCAACGCAGCGCUGGUGCUCAUGUCCCUCAGCUGCUCGCCCAACUCGCCCCGGCCAAGUGCCUGGGGCGGCCGCUCCUCAGUGUCCCCCGGAGCCAGCAGCAGCUCGGGCUCCUCCUGGCGCUCGGGCACGCCGUCGCCGCCGCCCGCCUCCUCCUCUUUCAGCGACGAGUCCGGCAUCGCCAUUGAUUAUGAGGAUCUGCAUCCUAGGAAGAAGAAGAUCAACAGCGUAGUGUUCGAGUGCACCUGGCGGGGCUGCGGGCACACCACCAACUCCUGCGCGUUCAUCGAGGCUCACAUUAGGAAUACGCAUUUAGGGCCCAAAAAGGAGGGCGAGAGCGACCACGAGGAGGAGUUCUACUACACGGAGCGCGAGAUGGUGACGCCGGCCGCCGCGCCCACGCUGUCCCACCGCGACAUGUGCCGCCCGCCGCACGAGGACCCCGACUACCAGCGGCAGCUCGUCGGCUCCUUCAGGUCACUACCCACUCUAUUACUGUACGCUCUAGGUGCAAGUUGCCCUGGCAGAGACAUGUGCCGCCCGCCGCACGAGCACCCCGACUACCAGCGGCAGCUCGUCGGCUCCUUCAGGCAAGGGCUCCUGCAGCAGCAGCAACAGAACGCCUCCGCGAGGCCCAUCAGCAUUCCCGUCAUGCAUUCCUGGUCAAAUUCACACUCACCGAAGCACAUGCGCCUGUCGCUAGGCGGCGCGGGCGGCGGCGGCGCGGGGCGGCGCGCGCGCUCCGACAACAAGAAGUGCCGCAAGGUGUACGGCAUGGAACACCGCGAGCUGUGGUGCACCCAGUGCAAGUGGAAGAAGGCCUGCACGCGCUUCGGCGACUAGCCGACCAACACCCACAGACUCUAUGCUCACCCUAAGAUACAAUGUAUCAGGAGACAUAUUUUGCUCUAAUGUGGCUCGCCAAGUGACUGCAGUGAACAUUGCCCACGUAUUUCUGCCGCGGCCUCCGAGCGCGGACUGUCAAUAUUAGAUGUAAGCUGUGUUAGACUGAAGCGAGCGCGGUGUGAAAACUGACGAUUCCGGAGCGGCUGUGUCGAGUUUGUUUAUAAAAAGAUUUAUAUUUAUUUUUCUACGCGAUCAAACUGAACAAUAUUUUCGUAUAAAAAAUAAAAUCCAAUUGAAAAGCUAAUUUCUAAUAACAAAAAAAGUUUAUAACUGAGUAUUUCUGCUACUGUAGACGCGUAUUAAAUGACACACACUUAUUAUUUUUAUAUAAAUAAUUCCGUCCACAUUCUCGGAUGUGUUUGAGCGACGUUGUGUCCAUGUUUUCACACUGCGCGGCUCGCUGCUCUAAUGUAAACCACUCAAACUUGAAUCGACUGAAUAAUAUAUGAAUUAGUCAUAUUAUUGUAAGUUUUCUCAGAUUUGACUAAAAACUAUGACAUGUUUAGACUUAAAUUUUUGGUAACAUAUCUGUGUCGUAUACAAUAUGGUUCAGGAGAACAGGGAGAGAAUACUCAGUGUCGCCGACUAGUGAAGGACUGACGUAUCGGGUACAAGUGUACUUAACAGUCGCCACGGGACGAGCACCACCGGACGAGACGGCGGCCGCGGCCGGUGCCCCGGGGACCCGGUGACCCGGCACCGGACCGGCACCGGCCCGGCGCGGAGUGGGCGGCGCGCCGCGCCACGGGUGAGGAUACACUCAUGAACAAAGAAAGAAUCAAGGCGAAGGCGAUUGCGAGCUGCAAUAUUAUUUCAUAAGUAUUAUAUAAAUAGAGUAUGUAAAUAUUAUCUACAUUAGAUAUACUAAAUAUUUUUAAUAUAUUUAAAAGCAAUGUCAGAUUUGUAAAUAUGAAAUUCAUUAUUAUGAUAAUAUAUUGUUACUUAAUGUGAUAGUUUAAAUCGAAAACAUUUUUUACUGGUGAAACGAUUAGCGACGCGAAAAGUUUAUGACGUUGCGAAUAUAUUGUUUUAAAAGUAAGAAGUUUAAAAUAUGAAGGCAAAUUAUUUUUAUUGAUUGCAUAUAGUUACCAAUGUUAUUAUAUUAAAAAUCGUGUCUUAUACGUCAGCCAUUACGUAUUUUUACUAUAAUUUAAAUUAUCUCAAACGUUUUUUUAAAUACACCUUUAAGUAAAUCGACAAAUGUGCCAAUCUUGGGUUAACAUAAACUAGAAUGGCUUCUGCCAGGAUGGCCGGUGCUGCCGCCACUAUACGCACACUACUCUAUGAACUGUGUGCAUCUGCGCAUUUUAUAAUUGUAUUAACUAGUUGUAUAAAGUAUUCGGAAAACCAAUUAAUGUAUAAGAAAUACUCAAUCAGAAAAUUGAAUCUAAUUCAUUGUCAUUUCUAAAUCGUGAUCGUCUCCCUGUUCUGUAAGAUGAACAGCUUCCGGCCUCACUUCCGCCGCUUGACGACAUACAACUAUCGUACAGAAUAGGGGGUUGGUGCUAAAUUUACAUACCGGAAACAUUUAUUGAUCUUGCCACGCGCUUGUUUAGUUGAUUUUCGAUAAUUAGUUGACAUGACACGCACUGCGCUCCGAUACCAACACACAAACAACAUCAUUGCAAUAAUGGUUGUGAUACGCGACGAUCGACAAUACCACUCCAGCUGUCUCUGCUGCCGACAACUAGCUCCGCAACUAGCUCUUACUGAAUACAACUCAGCUAGCGAUUUAACAACUGCCAUAUGGUAAGAAUCGUAAUAGAUUAUAAAUCGAUGUAAGCAGUAAUAAUAAGUUGCAGUCAUAAUAAUAGUAUUUAAUAUAUUAGGUACAAUAAUAGAGUGUAUUAUUAUAACAUAGAGUAACAGUGAGCUACGUUUAAUGUGUGUUCCCAUUAACUUUUCUAUCUAACUGUUUCGCUAAACUUGAUAUCGGCUGAACUGAAUUAGAUGCCGCUCCUGGCUCUGCGCGAGAGCGGAGCGGGGCGGGGCGGAGCGGGCCGCUAUUCGCUACGGAGUACCAAAUCAAACAAAAGACAUACAUUACCCACAACCAAUCAGCUUUCACCGAACACUGUUCAAUUCAUACCGAUCUCAAUAAAUUGGAAGCUAUUAGAGAUAUUUAAUAGAAAAUUCAUUUAGUUUUAAGUUUUUUUUCUUAUAUUAUUAAAUAGCUUAUUUAGAGUUUCUUUUAUUAUUUUAAACAAAGACAGAAGUUUAUUUUUAUUAAGACAAUUUGUAAAUAAUUUUGUUUACGUAUGAACUUAUAUUUAUUUAGCUAAAUUUUUGCUCAAUGUUGUAUGCACUCAACACCAAAGUCAUAAUAUUUUUAAUAAAUUAAUAAACUGUGUAUCACAUAUCAGUACAAAAAAUGCAUAAUUAUUAUUAUGCUGAUUUACAUGGGAAAUAACAGUUUGAAUUAAGUACCUAUUUAUCACAAAGCUGCAUUAUAUGCACUAUAGUGCUGAUGAACCAAUCUACACCGGGCUAGUCUAGACUUAGUCGAGCGUGAGUCGGUGGCUGUCGCUGCAAGCACACCGAGGGUGGUUUCACAUGAGAUAUUUGCAUACUUAUCAAUCUUAUCACAUAAUUCCGACAGGUAACCUAACGCCCUUUCUCCCUACGAAACAAAAUUAUAGCUUAACUUAACCGACGUACAAAAUAAACUUGUGCCUACUAUGCUCCUGUUAGUCUUUAUAAACAUUAUUUUUCCACUUCCUUUCACUGUUAUGUAAAUAAUGUAAAUUCCAUAUGAAUUAGAUUAAUCCAAGCAGAUAAAACACCAAUACCUUAUUUUAUAUUUAGUACUUAGAACGCGGUAUUACUGUUGUCGUGGGCACAUAAUGUAAAUUGAAUAUACAUAACAACAAAAUAUAUGCCACAUUACUUUAGCUACGUUACUUAUUUACUUAAAGAAUGUACAUAGGAUAAUAAUUCUUCACUUGAUUUACUAAUGUAUGUAAUGGAUAUUGAAAACACAAAAUCGUGUAAUAAGUAUAAUUUAUUUCUAUUUCAUUUCUAAGAUUAUGAUGGCCUUUGAUUUUCUUGUAAAAUAUUCACACCAUAUAAUAUUAAAAUUAAUUUACAUUAGCCCUUAAUUUGUCCAAGUUAAUUAUGUUGUAUCUGUAAAUACGCCUAACUCUGAAAUUACAUAAUGUACCUUUUUCAUAUGUGGGCAAUCAUAGCUUAUAAAAUAUGUCUCCUCUCAACCUACCAUUAUAGUAUGUGUAACAUAUUUCGAGAUAUACGUAACAUGUUAAGAAUAGUAUCCAUUUAUCUUUAUCUCAAUGGAAUUAAGCCGUAUUGUUGUGAUUUCCACGCCGAUCUCUGCAUGUGUAGCGGCGCUACAGACAGGUCAGCCUCAGUUGGUUUGCAAGCUCAGUAACAGAAUACAUUCAACCGUUGUUAUGUUGUUGUUAUACAUCCGACACAAAACCGACCUGCAAUAUUAUUAGUUAUUUAGAUAUUAAGACGUGUUAGUUUCGCCUUAGAUCCGGCCCCGUGCCGUUUGAUGGUUACCAGUAGGUGUAAGGUAUGCUUAUGAUCAAACGAUGUUGUUCUUCGCUCAGAGGAGCUGCGUGUUUAUACCUAGUUGUCAAUAUCACAGCAGUUCUUGGCGGCGGUCAGUGCCGGCGCUGGGACGCCCUCCCGCGCCGCCGCUGCGACACCACAUGGUAGAAACUAGCUGGCAGUUAAUCUACUGUGAUAUUCAUAAUUCUAUUUAUUCUAUUUUCUAGAUCAUUAUUAUUUAUGAUGACUUCAAUGUUGAAUGUGAGUGUGUGUUAGUUAUAUUUUAUAAUAAAAUCAAAUUAGAGUAGAUGUUAUUUUAUAUUUUAAUGAUAAAGGUCCAGAAUGUGUUCCAAAUUAUUGAUUUAUUAAGAGUAGAUAUUAUACAAAUGAAAUGUUUUUGUUAGAAUGUUGAAACAAAAUAUUCAUAGAAUGAAAUCAUAUAAUGUUAUCAUAGUACCUAGGAUUAUCUAUUCCAACUUGUUUGAAACAUCACAUUGGACAGCCGUUUGCGUUGAUCACAUUAGCUCUCUAUGUACGAAUAUAUCAUGUACAUUUCCUUGUGACCAACAUUUAUAACAACUCAUGUUUUCCCAAUAAUAUUCUACAACCUGCAGGUAUGUAGGUAUAUGUAUAUUGUUAUACUUAAUGAAUAUACCUACUGUAGGUAACUACAAUUAAACAAAGUUGUAGAGUAUUAUUCAGCUCAUUGUAUGUUGCUAAUUGUAAAUGUUUUGCCUGAAACGUUAUACCUCAAGUUUAGAAUGAAAAAUUGUGAGUUUAUUUUAAAAUAAUAUAAAUAUAUGUAUUAUACUACCUUUUAGACCAAAACUGGCAGUAUUUUAUUAUUCAAACCUUAAGUGUCUUCGUCAACAAUAAUAAUUAUAAUUUAACUAAACACUAUCUUUAGGAACGAGAAAUUUCGGUUCAAUUGCGAAACACGACUCUAUCACGUUGCAUUACAAGUAUCGAUGGCGUGGCAGCGUUCCGAUAUUUCCUAUUCCUAAGGUUGGAGUGACCCUUUUGGUUUGCUCGAAACAUCGAAUAUGUAUAAAUAUGAAAUUAGCCGGAUUUUGCGGCUCUUCUCACUAAAGUUUUAUUAUACUACAACUAUAUGCCAUGCAGAUAAUUAUGUUGAGACGAACAAUAAUGAAUUGGUAUGGAACAACUCUUGACCUAUCAUUAUUUAAUCUGACCGUGUUAUUAUACAUAGAUAUAUUUACAAAUAUAAACAUUAGAUUUUAUUAAA
Molecule: messenger RNA, 6639 nt
Organism: Plutella xylostella (diamondback moth)
Lineage: Eukaryota; Metazoa; Arthropoda; Insecta; Lepidoptera; Plutellidae
Source: RefSeq, a predicted model, not a curated record